This is a messenger RNA of Triticum turgidum subsp. durum (durum wheat), 780 nucleotides long. Lineage: Eukaryota; Viridiplantae; Streptophyta; Magnoliopsida; Poales; Poaceae. The record is from the annotation of a GenBank genome assembly.
AUGGUCUCCUUGCUCCCUCGCGCACCCUACCUUGCCUCCCUCGGCAAACCCACCUCCCGCGCUUCCUCCUCCUCGCUGCGACUGCCGGCCAUGUCCUCCUCCGCCCCCGCCCGCGCGGCCACGGCGGCGGCCGAGCCGGAGGCGUCCCGCCCAAGGAAGAUGCCGGUGCUCUUAUUCGACGUCAUGGACACCGUCGUCCGCGACCCCUUCUACCACCACAUCCCCUCCUUCUUCCAAAUGUCCAUGAAGGAACUCCUAGAAAGCAAGCAUCCAACAUCAUGGUCCGAAUUUGAGAUGGGGUUGAUUAAUGAGGGCCAGCUGGCCGAAAAAUUCUUCAAUGAUGGCAGAUCUUUUGAUUUGGAAGGUCUGAAAGCAUGCAUGGUGAGAGCAUACGAGUAUGUUGACGGUGUUGAAGAUAUUCUUUGCAGUUUAAAGCAAAACAACUAUGAAGUGCAUGCUUUUACAAAUUAUCCAGUGUGGUACCAGUUGAUUGAGGAAAAGUUAAAGCUGUCGAAGUAUUUGUCAUGGACAUUCUGUUCUUGUCACAUCGGAAUACGCAAACCUUCACCAGAUUUUUACCUUCAUGCCGUGGAUCAUCUCAAUAUCGAUCCAGGAAACUGCAUUUUCAUUGAUGACAGGAUGGUAAACAUUGAAGCGGCCCUUAGUGUAGGAAUGGUCGGUUUGCAUUUUAAAAAUGCUGAGGCCCUAAAGAAUGAUUUGUGCUCACUGGGAGUUGAAUUGGCACCUCUUGUGCUUGAAGAUGAAACUGAAGUUCAGUAA